Messenger RNA from Aspergillus fumigatus Af293, 621 nucleotides. RefSeq names its product putative mitochondrial complex I protein Fmp36. NCBI's taxonomy places the organism in Eukaryota, Fungi, Ascomycota, Eurotiomycetes, Eurotiales, Aspergillaceae. The transcript is spliced from 4 exons. The record is from RefSeq and is a predicted model, not a curated record. The coding region runs from base 1 to 621 and encodes 206 amino acids. Gene Ontology annotation, biological process: mitochondrial respiratory chain complex III assembly.
AUGCAAGGCAAUUUUAUUUUUUCUGCCCCGACUUCCCGCCCCCGCCUGGACCAAUGGACAAGCGGGAGCUUCGGAGGUCAUGGAUCGAAGAUAGAUGUUCGAAAGACUAGGACAUCUGACGCUUUUUACACUGGCACCCUUGAAAUAGAACGGUUUCUAUAUCAUCUGAAGAACGAACCGGAGAACGGAACGUGGUACGGAGUGCCAUAUCACCUUCAGAAAGACAACCAAUACACCUGGAAUACUUCACAAAUCACGUUGAUACUAGACACCAUGGCCUCGCAAACUGCAGUCACAGCGCGCAGCGCCUACCGACAGAUUCUCCGUGCUACCCGCAUCGCCUUCCAAGACGACUUCCGUGUUCUGGUCGCCGCUCGCCAGGAAGCUCGUCGCCAGUUUGACGAACACCGCCGCGAGGGGAUUGACACGCCAAUGCAGAUUAACCAUGCCAAAGAGGUUGCCGCCAUUCUACGACACAACAUUGUACAGGGCGUGAGGGAUAGUAACGACGAGAAUGGCAAGUGGGAGCUACGCAUUCACGACGAUAUCGAGCGUGGGGACAAUGAUUCCAUCAGGGUUGGGGGGAAGAAGGUCAAGGUUGACAAGCCGUGCUCCGCAUGA